CAACAUCACCCUAAAAUACCUCUCUGUUCUCUCCUGCAGCUGCCCACCGCAUCACUCCCAGUGGUGGUGAAGAUGGGACACGCCUACUCCGGCAUGGGCAAGAUAAAGGUGGAGACGGCCAGUGAUUUCCAGGACAUCACCAGUGUGGUGGCCAUCGCUAAAACCUACGCCACGGCCGAGCCCUUCGUCCACUCCAAAUACGACAUCCGCAUCCAGAAGAUCGGCAGCAACUACAAAGCCUACAUGAGGACAUCCAUCUCAGGGAACUGGAAGGCCAACACAGGUUCAGCCAUGCUGGAGCAGAUCGCCAUGACGGACAGGUAUCGUCUGUGGGUGGACUCGUGCGCGGAGAUGUUCGGAGGUCUGGACAUCUGUGCGGUCAAAGCCGUCCACGGCAAAGAUGGCAAGGACUACAUCAUAGAGGUGAUGGACAGCUCGAUGCCUCUGAUCGGAGAGCAUGUGGAGGAGGACCGGCAGCUGAUCUGUGAUCUGGUCAUCAGUAAGAUGGCCUUCGCUCUGCUGGGAGUGACCACACCACAAACAUCCACGAAGACUCAACCUGGACCGCAGACGACUCAACCGAGACGAGCUCCAGGUGAACAACACACUCAAUCGGCACACGCCAGCGGUGGUCCUCAUUCAGGCUCUGGUUCUCCGUCUCAGUCGGGUCAGGCGUCUCCUCAGCGCGCUCGAUCUGCCACCACCUCUCCCAGUCAGGCCUUCCAGCCCGGGCCCAUUCCCUCCAGCGGAGCCGGAUCCCAGAAACAACCCGCGCAGCUCAAUAAAUCGCAGUCGCUCACCAACACCUUCAGCGAGACGCUGCGUGGAAACCUGACGGACGACGAGGCCAAAGCAGAAACCAUCCGCAGCCUCCGCCAGUCCUUCGCCAGCCUGUUCUCCGACUAACACACACACACACACACUCACACUCACACUCACACACACACACACACACACAC
Molecule: messenger RNA, 959 nt
Organism: Sinocyclocheilus grahami
Lineage: Eukaryota; Metazoa; Chordata; Actinopteri; Cypriniformes; Cyprinidae
Product: synapsin-3-like
Exons: 8
Coding region: 73-906 (277 amino acids)
Biological process (GO): neurotransmitter secretion
Cellular component (GO): synaptic vesicle; synaptic vesicle membrane
Molecular function (GO): ATP binding
Source: RefSeq, a predicted model, not a curated record